AUUUGUUUAUAUAUGUAUUAUGAUAAUAUACGAUGUAGUCGUUCUGCCGGACGAGCGUCUUCAGUCGACCGGUGAACGUUCGAAAGACACUAUCCUAGGUAGCUGUAUCGUCGUGCACCCACGCUUAAUAAUCACACACUCCGCUCGUGUAUACCUACCUGCGAUGCGUUUGGCGUCUGAACACAUCACACGGCACAAGUCUUAACGGAUUCCUUGGUUUUAUUAUCAGCGACGGUCGUAUAUCGUUCAGAUAAUUUUUUUUUUGUUUUUUGAGGGGGGUUUUUAUCUGCCGAGACAAAACGAACUUUUUUCGCGAAGAGAUUUUUCUGUAUCGUUUUUGGCAUUCAUGCGAUUGUGAACAAAAUGACACAACUGUGUAGAAAAACUGUUCGGACAGCAGUCUUAUACGUGUUCGCGGUCGUGCAGCUGUUACCGCUGCUUUCGACCGCGGUCGGUGUUGGUACCGGCCAGACCAUCGCACCGUCGGGAGCUGAAUUCCUCCACAGCGUCAUUGGCAACAUGCAACGACCGAAUCGCAAGGUGUUUAAUGACCGAAUCGACGUCGAAGAAUACAUACCCGACGAUAUCCCGUACAGCCCACCGGCCGACGAGAUAAAAAUGCUGUCGAAACAACCGUUCAAUUUCAACAAUCAGGCGAACCGCCCUGGCCAAACCGAUGUCACCAAAAGCCAAGUCGAGUUAUUACUUUCGCAAAUAGCGCCUCAAUUUUUGAAUAAGGAGUUUGCCGAAUCACAAACCCGGAUAGUUACCCAAGAAGCUCCUCAACAGUAUAACCCGGUACCCAACAGUCAACAAAAUAUAAUUAAUGCCAUUGCGAGCGACACGGCGCAGAGACCGCCGGAUGGCAUGAUUUCCGGAUAUAACUACUUCUUUUACCCGUUGGACAACAAGGUGCUGCAGCAGUUACCGCAGGUGCAGCAGACGACGGCGAUGUCGGAACCGGAACCGCCCAAGUCCGAAAACCAGGCGGCGGCCAAGCCCCGCGUGGAGCCUCUGUUCGUGGCCAUGGCCGGAUUCGUGGGCGUAGCGGUGGUGUUCCUCAGCGCCCUCAUGUUCAUACCGAUAUUGCCGAUACACGCUCUCACCUCCAAGGCGGUGCUGAAACGUGCCCCCGAGGAGCUCGCCUCCCUAACGAAGCUCGUCGCCGAGUCCAUCGACGGCAAAGACUGUAGCGAGAGGAUAGCGUGCGAGGUUGGCAGGGCGAUGCGGUCCAUGCGGGUGGGCAACAAACCCAUCAGAAUGAUGGAAAUAAUAUUACCCCCAGCGGUGGCAAAACAGCUAGCUCAGAUAAGAAGGUCUGCUUCAAAGAAAGAACAGUGUCAUUUCAUCAUGUGCAAAAAGACUGAGGGCACAUUGCAAUUGGUGGCGAAACUAAAGCAAACUCAUCACAAUAAAACUAUUCACGAUGUUAGAGAAAUUUUUAACAUUUAAAACACACUGUUUUUUGAGAUUAAUUUAUUCUAGCUGUUAAGUAAAUUAUUCUAUUUAUUUAAGAUUACUUAAAGAUUUGUAAGUACUUCAGUUAUGCCAGGGCUGGGCAGAUUUCUUUUUUUCCAUAAAAUUAUUUUGAAAAUGAAAAUUAGGUUUUCUAAAAAAAAAGUUCAAGUUAAAAAAAAAAUUCAAUUACUUAUCAGAUAUGAGUAAAGACUUUCUUAUUUUCUUUUUACCUGUAAUUUUAGCGUGGUUUAAGUAAAUUUAUUUCAUGAUAUUAAUCAGUAACCCUGACAAAAUUAUGCCUCAGUUGAAUGGUCUGAUUUCUAGUUUAUAAAAAGAUUUGAAUUUAUCCGCCUUUUUUUAGGUUAUUGUGAGAAUCAAUUUUUGGCAUUUUAAUUAAAAUUACGUAAAAUAAUAAAUAACCAUUUUUACUCCUCAAAUUUUGAGUGUCGACUUAAUUUUUUUAAGAAAAUAAAAUGGUUAUUUAAAAAUUAACUUUCACAAUAACCUGCACAAAAUUAUAAAAAAAGGUUUACUUUUAAAUUCUUUUUAAAAGUAUACGCAUUAUUAGUAGAUUCAAUGACAAAUUAUAUUCAUUCAAUGUACUUUAUAUUCUAAAUUCUACUCAAAAAAAUCUAAACAACAAACAGAUAAGUAAAAUAUUUUUUGCCACUUUAAUAUUAAUAAAGAAAUUAAUUAAAAAUCAAAAAUGUAAAUUAACUUUGAAUUUGUUAAUGCCCAGCCUUGAAUAAUGUCGUUGCUGGAAGUGAUCCCAAUCGGUCAUUUUCUAAGGAGUAUUGUAUAGGCAACUCAUUAUGUCAUGACAAUAUUAUACAAUAUUGUACUCUAUGCAUAGAAAAAAUGACAAUACAUGUUUUUGUAUUUGUAAGUGACUUAUAUA
Molecule: messenger RNA, 2356 nt
Organism: Myzus persicae (green peach aphid)
Lineage: Eukaryota; Metazoa; Arthropoda; Insecta; Hemiptera; Aphididae
Exons: 5
Coding region: 364-1452 (362 amino acids)
Source: RefSeq, a predicted model, not a curated record